AUGCAACACACCCGGGCUCUGCGAUUUCAAAAUCGCACAAUCACCACCCUAGCCCGGCCUCAAUGCGCCUCGCUGCGACCAACGCUUCCAAUCAACACAACCAUAAGGGAACACUCACUCUCCUCACGCCAAUCAACACCGCCAUGCACAUACAAACUCCAAAAACGAUGCUUCAACCUCUCAUCUCUCUCCUCGUUCCUCCCAACCGGGAACAAUAACGGCGACAACUCGCCGAAGCGCGUCCUAAAGGCCUCCCGCACACUUCCCUACUCACCCGCCCUCCUCUUCAAAGUGAUCUCCUCCGUCGAAGAAUACUCCGAGUUCCUGCCAUUCCUCAACGCAUCUACUGUUACAGCGCGCGAUUCGCAAACGGGGUACCCGACGCAAGCGUUCUUGACCAUUGGGUACGGCCCGCUUAGCGAGACGUUUACUUCGCUCGUGGACUGCGAUCCCGCGAAGGGUAUUGUGGAGGCCCGGAGUGGCGCGAAGUUUGGGAAGCCCGAAGGCAGCGCUGGAAGCAGCAGCUCAUCUGGACUUAGCAGUUUCUUCCCUGGAGCGAGUGAGGGGAUCUUCGAGUAUCUCUCUACGCGGUGGGAGUUGACGCCGAUUGAUGUGAAAGGUGGAUCACCGCAGACUAAGGUCGAAUUGCAGGUGGAAUUUGAGUUCCGGAAUCAGUUGCAUGCUACUGUAAUGGGCGCGGUGGAGGGUCAAAUGGCCGGUGUCAUGAUUGAGGCGUUUGAGAAGCGAAUGAAGGAGAAGCAUGCCGAAGGCCAAUAA
Penicillium pulvis is the source of this 777-nucleotide messenger RNA. RefSeq names its product ubiquinone-binding COQ10-like protein. The record is from RefSeq and is a predicted model, not a curated record. Gene Ontology annotation, biological process: ubiquinone biosynthetic process; cellular respiration. The coding region runs from base 1 to 777 and encodes 258 amino acids. Lineage: Eukaryota; Fungi; Ascomycota; Eurotiomycetes; Eurotiales; Aspergillaceae. The transcript has a single exon. Gene Ontology annotation, cellular component: mitochondrion. Gene Ontology annotation, molecular function: ubiquinone binding.